This is a messenger RNA of Perognathus longimembris pacificus (Pacific pocket mouse), 4026 nucleotides long. It is a transcript of the gene Aftph, whose product is annotated as aftiphilin. Lineage: Eukaryota; Metazoa; Chordata; Mammalia; Rodentia; Heteromyidae. Gene Ontology annotation, biological process: intracellular transport. Gene Ontology annotation, cellular component: trans-Golgi network membrane; AP-1 adaptor complex. The transcript has 10 exons. The record is from RefSeq and is a predicted model, not a curated record. The coding region runs from base 341 to 3037 and encodes 898 amino acids. Gene Ontology annotation, molecular function: clathrin binding.
GGCGGAGGAGGCGGCGGCGGAAGAGGGCGGAGGGUAGUGGGAUGGGGGUCCCGCGACAGCGCUGAAACUCCGGGUGGGCGUCCAUGGCGCUGCUGCGCUGACAGGGCUGAGGACAGCCUGCCUUCCGCUCUCGCCAGCUCUACGUCCGAGUAGCCGGUCCUUCCCCGGGGAGUCAGUUCCUCCCCGGGCCCCAGAGCCAUGCCCAUCGCGGCCGCCCCGGACGAGCCAGAAAUCAUCUGCGUCCGAAAGUUGAGCCAUUAUUCUUUAAGCGUCCGGCUUGGCAGGUGCUGCGCCUUUUCUUGCACUGGGUGUCAAUUAAUUAUUUGAAAGCAAGUGAACCAUGGAGCCAGACAUCAUUCGAAUGUACUCUUCAUCCCCCCCACCACUAGAUAAUGGAGCAGAGGAUGAUGAUGACGAUGAAUUUGGGGAAUUUGGUGGGUUUUCAGAAGUUAGCCCUUCUGGUGUAGGGUUUGUUGAUUUUGAUGCACCAGAUUAUACUCGUCCCAAGGAAGAGUUUGUACCUUCAAACCAUUUUAUGCCAAUUCAUGAUUUCUCAGAAAAUACAGAUAGCCUUACAAGCUUUAAGUCCAUUAAAAAUGGUAAUGAUAAGGAUAUCACUGCUGAACUUACUAAUCCUAUGAAAGGACAGUCUGAUGUUUUACUUUCUUCCACCAGCAAAGAAAUAAUUUCUUCGAAAACUUCAGAUAUUUCCAUUGAUGGUAUGGAAAGUCCAAGAGAUUUAAAUAAAUUAGCAGAACAGAGACACAAUGUUGGAACAUCUGCAAGUUUCCUUCCAGGAGAUUUUAGAACUGAUAUGAACGUUGUUCAUCAAAACAAACAGUUAGAGAGCUGCAAUGGUGAAAAGCCUCCUUGUCUGGAGAUUCUAACAAAUGGAUUUACAGGGUUGGAAACUGUAAAUCCUCAGGGAACAGAUGAUCUGGACAAUGUAGUUAAUUCAAAGGGAAGGAAACCUCUUAGCACUGAGUACAGUGUAGACUCUGCACCUAGUCCUGCUGAGGAAUUUGCAGAUUUUGCCACAUUUUCCGAAAAGGAAAGGAUACAACUAGAAAUGGGAUGUGCAAUUUUAAAUGAUCGAGAUGCAGUAACAGUUCAGGAAAACAACAAAAUUAACAGAGUCAAUGAACUAAAUUCUGUAAAAGAAAUGCCUUUGGUUAGAAGUCUUGAUGAUAAAGGAGACACUGAAGAAGAACAUCAAGUUUGUGGUUCAGAAAUCAGCGAAGUGACUGAUAAAGAUUUCAGUGUUGGGAAAAAAGGCCUUCUAACACUGCAAAGGGAUGAUUUUUUAAAUUCAAGUAUUCAAUCAGAGUCUUGGAGCUUGGGAGACUCAGCUGAUAAUUCGGACACCAUUAGGAGAGAACAAUGUAAGAUUGAGGAAGACCUUGAUUUGUUUACUUCUAAAUGUACUGACCUAUGCAUGGAUUCUAUUAAAACUUCUGAUGCUGAUGAAGUUAGUUCUUCCAAAGAAGAAAAUGGAAUGUUUACUAAUUCCCAAAGCCCUCACAUUGAUCUCACUGAAGAGAAUGUUUUGGAUGAAUCUGUAAGUAUGAAAAAUGGCGAUAGUAGUAACGACUUUGUGACUUGUAAUGAUACAAAUGAAGAUGAAUUUGGUGACUUUGGUACAGCCAGUGGCACCACUCCACCUUUUGUUACUGGUACUCAAGAUUCAAUGAGUGACGUUACUUUCGAAGAGUCCUCAGAGCACUUUCCACAUUUUAGUGAACCAGGUGACGACUUUGGAGAAUUUGGGGAUACAAAUGCUGUUUCUUGCCAAGAGGAAAUGGUAUUUACUGAGUCAGACCCAAAACAGAUUUCUGAUGGUUUCUCCAAGGAAAGUCAAUUGGCAAAAAAACCUAGUGAAACAAGUACUGAACCUGUUACAAAACUGAAAAAUGAGCAAGAUGGUGAGUUUGGAGAUUUUGAUUGUGUGCCAAAUAUUCAGAAUGACAGCAGUGCUUUUCAAGACUCUGAUGAUUUUGCAGACUUCAGUUCGGCUGGUCCUAGCCAAGCUGUAGAUUGGAAUGCUUUUGAGGAUGAACAGAAAGAUGGUUGUUCUUGGGCUACUUUUGGAGACCAGCAAGCUACUGAAUCUCAUCAUCGAAAAGAAGUCUGGCAGUCACAUAGGACAGAUGAAAAUACUAGUAUUCUGGGAACCGCCAAGAUGCACAGUGUCCCAUUAGCAACUUCCAAAGGAACAGUUGCUAGUGGCCAUUUACAGGAGUCAGCCACUUCUGUUCAGUCAGCUUUGUUAAACCGUCUGGAGCGAAUUUUCGAAGCAUGUUUUCCUUCCAUAUCUGUCCCUGAUGAUGAAGAGACAGUUAUUUCCCUGAAGCACUUGCUGGAAACAAGCACCUUGCCAGUAAAAACAAGGGAGGCCUUAGCUGAAAGUGGAGAACUGGUGGAUGUGUGGACAGAGCUACAGGAUAUCCAUGAUGCACAUGGCUUGAAAUACCAGUGGGGCGGCUCCCACAGCAACAAGAAGCUUUUGUGUUCCUUGGGAAUAGAUACACGAAACAUUCUCUUCACGGGCAAUAAGAAGCAGCCAGUUAUAGUGCCCAUGUAUGCAGCAGGAUUGGGCAUGUUAGAGCCCACCAAGGAACCAUUGAAACCACUGUCAGCUGCAGAAAAAAUUGCUUCCAUUGGUCAGACAACUACCAUGGCACCAGAGAUGAACACGUGUGCAUCUGAUCAGUUCCAGGAGUCUCUACCUCCCGUCCAGUUUGACUGGAGUAGCAGCGGCCUUACUAACCCUUUAGAUGGUGUGGAUCCCGAGUUGUAUGAGUUAACAACUUCUAAGCUGGAACUUUCCACCUCAAGCCUCAAAGUGACUGAUGCAUUUGCAAGACUCAUGUCCACAGUAGAGAAGACAAGCACAUCUACCAGGAAACCAAAAAGAGAAGAGCACUUGAGUGAAGAAGCCGUCAAGGUGAUUGCCAGCCUUCCUGACCUGACAUUCAUGCAUGCCAAGGUGUUGAUGUUCCCUGCCACCUUAACACCUUCCACAAGCUCCCAAGAAUAGGCCAACUGGUCACGGGCUGAACUGGACAGUUUCAGAUCCUUUUCCUCUCCUCUUCCCCUUCCUACCAUCAAAAGCAUACUGCUCUAAUUAAAAAAAAAAAAAUUCAACGUCAGCUGAUUUGUUGGUAAGCCGCACUAGAAAGGUAUACAUAGUAAUGUAUAUUUAUUUACAUACUGAAGUCCUAAAUUUAUAUUAGAAAAAAAUGUAAAUAAUCGGGGAUGAACAUUUUUGAAGAUUUAUUCUUUUUGUGUUGCUGGGGUGUAUACAUUUAUGUCUUUGUGAAAUACACUGGUGGUGUCCUUCUUACAAAACUUUUGAAAUAAAAAAAAAUUAAAAACUCAAAUCUCCACUGUCUGAAAUCCCCUUCAGUCUUUUCUGGUUGCAUUGAAUGUCCUCUUAAUUUUUCAUAUCAUAUGUUGAAUUAAUUGCUUUUGCUAUCAUAAAUAAGGUCCAAAGUCCCUAGUUAAUUUUUUUUUAAAUUUUGUGUGUGAUGGGUUUGUUUCAGAUCUGGCCUUGGUUAACAUUUUGGGGCUCUUUUUAAAAUCUUUUCAAUCUGGCAUAUUGCUAUUUGACCUUUUGCUAGAUACCUCAUCGAUGGCUCUUUUUGCUAUAGGGUAUAGAUCAUUGUCAGAACUUGAUUGGAGCGGUCUAAAGCGAUUGUGUCUGUUUUAAGUCUCUUUGAUUUGAAGGACCAAGUUUUAUGAAUGUCUUACAAUGAAAUUUUCUUGUACUGAUUUUUGUUCUAUUGUACCACUAUUUUUUUGAGGAUUUUGCACAGUGUAAAAUGACAUAAUCAUAGAUUGCUAUGGUUUAGGCUGUAUAUACAGUAAAAACUAUGGGUUUUAAAUGUUUGGGGAAAUUCCUAUGGAAAAAAGAGAGACAUGUAGAAGAACCUCUAACAAGGUUAAUGUGCAUGCCCAAGGUCUUUUGAGAUUUCAGUGUGUAAAUUUCCUUUUAGCUUACACAAAAAUAAAAUAAUUUAAAAGAAA